Molecule: messenger RNA, 1990 nt
Organism: Gopherus flavomarginatus (Mexican gopher tortoise)
Lineage: Eukaryota; Metazoa; Chordata; Testudines; Testudinidae
Exons: 2
Coding region: 72-1223 (383 amino acids)
Molecular function (GO): zinc ion binding; nucleic acid binding
Source: RefSeq, a predicted model, not a curated record
UCGGCUGCAAAGCUCGUCCCACCCCCAUAGGACAGAUUGCCUAAGCAGGCCUGUUUGCUUCCUCUUCAGAGAUGGGAUUUCUUCCUAAACCUGUUGUCCCCAAGGAUCAUAUAACAACAUGCCACGAGGGUGGGAUCUCUGUGCUGCCCCAGCAACAGAAGGAAGUAGAAGAUAAGGUACAAAAACAAACAACCCUCGUUUGCUGCUGGAAGGGAGUGAUAACUGGCUUGUUUGCUCUGACUGUGCAAACUGAAACUAAAACAUGGCCUGUGUAUACCGAGCGUUUUGAGCUUUUUGUUAUUGCAAAUGACAUUACAGAGGAGAAGAAGGUGCCAGUAUUUGUAAGUGUUGUAGGGGCUAAGACCUACUUCCUGCUAUGCAUCUUACUACACCCCGUUAAGCUAGAGACCAAAUCUUACAGUGACAUUGUGGAAAUCCUGGGGUCCCAUUUUUCCCCAAGACCACUGGUUAUUGCUGAAAGAUAUAGGUUCCACAAAAGAGAGCAGAGAGAAGACGAAACAGUUGUACAAUUUGUAGCAACUUUGAAAAGGCUUGUGGAACACUGUGAAUUUAAGAUGUUGAAUGAUGCCCUACAUGACAGGUUAGUGUGUGGCCUGCCCAGUGAAGCUAUAUGGAAGUGCCUAUUGACAGAGGCUCAGCUUACCUUACAGAAGGCCAUUGAUAUUGCUGUCUACAUGGAACUGGCUACAAAGGAGGCACAAUCCAUCGGUGCAUCCCCUAGGGUGCAUGAGGUGUCACAAGAAUCUACCCACAAAACUGUGGGGAGUCAGGAAUGUUACCCCUGUGGUAAGCCGGGUCACCGUGCAUCAGAAUGCUGGUGUAUGGACCUGGUGUGUCGACACUGUGGCAAAAAGGGACACAUUGAGUGUGCCUGUAAACAAAAGAAAAGGAGGCCUGUGGUCUGGCCAACCAAAAAGGGAAAUCUGCAUAUCCUAGAGCAGACUCAGGAUGACCAAGGAGAUACCUCCUCAGAAGAAAAAGAGCCACUGGCUUUGACAGUGGGCUCACGUGAAUUCUGGGUAACCCCGUUGUUGGACAGCAAACCUAUACGCAUGGAACUGGACAAAGGUGCAGCUGUUUCGCUGGUCUCAGAGACGGUGUAUAAAGAAAAGCUACAGCAUCUUCCGCUUAAAGCAACAAAAACAGUGCUGAAGACAUAUACGGGAGAAGCUGUGUCCAUGUUGGGCACUACUGAUGUUUAGGUGGAGCUCAAUGGACAGGCUGCUAAAUUGCCACUGUUUGUGGUGAGAGGUAAUUACCCAGCCUUGAUGGGUAGGUCUUGGCUUAGGAAGAUCCAGCUGAAUUGGGCAGAAGUGCACCAAGUGACUAAAGAAGAAACCGGUCUUACCACUAUACUAAGGAAACAUGCUGCUGUUUUUGGAGAGGAUCUGGGACAUAUGAAGGGAAUCACUGUGACAUUGAACAUUAAACCUGACAGUCAACCAAAAUAUCUGAAAGCCAGAACUGUGCCAUAUGCCAUCAGGCCGAAAGUCGAAGCGGACCUGGAGCACCUGGUCACAAAUGGAGUCCUAAUACCAGUUACCCAUAGCCCAAUGGACAACUCCUAUCGUUCCAAUAGUGAAGAAAGAUGGCUUUCUCCGGAUUUGUGGUGAUUUUAAGGCCACUGUCAACCCAGUGUUAUGUGCAGAGCAAUACCCGCUACCCCGCAUCCAUGACCUCUUUGCAAGCCUGGCUCGGGGACAAAAGUUCAGUAAGAUUGAUCUGAGUUAAGCAUAUUUACAGAUGCACAUUGAUGAAAAGUCCCAAGAGCUGUUGACUAUUGUGACGCAUAAGGGGCUUUAUCAAUACUGUCGCCUACCCUUCGGAAUAACAUCUGCUCCCAGCCUGUUCCAGAGGGCUAUGAAUCAGAUCUUGUGUGGCUUGCCAGGAGUCUAGUGCUAUCUGGAUGAUAUCCUGGUCACUGGAAGGAAUGAGGAGGAUCACCUAAAGAAUUUAGAGGCUACCCUAC